CUUUCAUGCUUUUUCUCUCAAAACGCUGGCCGAGAACAAAGCGUUGAGCACGCCAGGCUGCGCUGUUUCCCUUCGUGAUGAAUAAAAGGCGAUGACCAUGAAGACAUCACGGGCCGUCUUGGCUACAGUCCUGCUGCAGCUUAUCGUCAGAUCUACUCAUGCAUUCCAUCCGCCGACUUCGCCCCUGCUCUUCAACAAGCGCCAGGCAGAUCGGGGAUCACUCCAACUGACAGUGAGUGCACGACACGCCGACAUGCACGUACUCACAUACGCAUCCUCUUUGUGUCUGUGUCUGUGACAGAAUCGCCGGAGGGGACGCACUGCCAGUGCAUGUCUUCAACCGCUCGUUCCCGCGCUAUCAGGCGUGGCGUGUGGCGUCACCCUCGUGGCCUUCCUUCCAUACAGCCUGUCAUUCCUCGCACAAGCCCUUACAGAAGUCAAGAAAGUCGCUGCGUAUGUGCACAGGGGGGGAGGGAGAGAGGAGGGAUUCAUUUACUCGUGGGGCGGCGUGCGUGCAUGUUUUGUGUGUCGUACCUGUGUGUGUGUGUGUGUGUGUGUGUGUGUGUGCAGGCUGCUCCCCGAUGUGCUGGAAUGGCCAGCUGUGGCUGUUGGUUACCUGUAUGUGAUUUCUCUCUACUGGCAGGGGAUGCGCGUCGUGUGUGUUUCAAUAGGGUCCUUGCUCUUGCGUGAGUCAGGCAGCCUGACUCAGUGACGUUUGUCAGUCUUCGCUCACUUGGCCGAUGAAGUGCAUCCAUCCCUCCAUGCAUAAAUGGACAGACAUGUCUGUGACAAAUUGAUGACAGGUCUGCAGGUUAUGUACAGAACAUUCA
Vitrella brassicaformis is the source of this 830-nucleotide messenger RNA. Lineage: Eukaryota; Vitrellaceae. The record is from the annotation of a GenBank genome assembly.